AUGACCAUAACGUCCCAGCAAAAGCAGGCAUUAGAGGAGAUUAUUCAGACUCUUCUGGAUACCAAAUCUUCUCGAGGGAAGCGCCAGCUUGCUGAAAUGUUUCUCGAGCUGGUGGACAAGACAGAUUGGCCAGAAUACUACGAGGUCAUACCUGAACCUCGUUGUAUAAACAACAUAAAAGCUGGAGUCGAAAAGGGUCGAUAUAAGGACGUCAUGCAGGUCUACACCGAUCUCUCCCUCGUAUUUUGGAACGCGCUCUUCUACAACGAGCCAGAGAGCCAAAUCGCCGAAGAUGCCGAAAAGCUGAAGAAUAUCUUAGAAGUCGAGUGGAAGAAGCGGCCGUUCUUACCCACGGUUCGAACGUCACCACCACCGUCAUCCGCUCAAAAAUACCACCAAGUAGAGGAAGAACCGAAACCUCAGGAAAAGAAACCGCCAUCUCCAGCGAAAGCUACGCCAAUUGCUUCGACACCCGCUCAGCCAGCAGCCAGCGCCGAAUCGUCCAAGAUGGGCUCGCAACCUGCACUUCGAACUUCAACGCCAGAUGUGGACGUGGACAUCAUGUCGCCGGACUCCGAUGGUGCAGACGAAGUGGAACGCCCAAUGGAUCGCGAUAUCGCUCGCGACCCGCUCAGCGAAGAGAUUACGCGGUCACUAGAAAGAAGCCUACCGCGUUGGCCUGGGUUUGGCGAGUUGGGGUGGAUGGAGUUUGCGACGCCAGAGAAGAUUGUUGACUUGGUGCACGCCGUCAAGACCCACAAAGACGUAAUGCAAGUAUUCUUCAACAGCGAUUUAUUCAUGUUGCUCACAGUCUGUGCAGUGGGAACAGAUACGCCACGGCGCUCGAAGAGCCUCCAGAAGACCCGGACCGUUAUCCUUGAAAAUGAUAGAGACGUCCCCCAGAGCCGCGCUCGUGCCCAUCAAUACUCUUCAGCGAGGGAAUUCGAUCUCGACAUGGCGAGGCUAUUCGAAAAGGCAAGGCGAUGGCACGAAAUAGGAAGCGAUUCAUAUGGGCGUGUCUUGCUGCUACAGCGGUUGUAUCAAGCGCUCACGUCACACAAUCCACCCGUCGGACCACCGUACCACUCGACGACUCAUUUCGCUGCAUUACGCGCCGGGCCCGGUGCUGUCAAGCCUGUCCAUGGCGCAGACAGCGAAGGCGUCCCCAGCGUGACGACACAUCGUGUUUUGACCAAGGAUCGCGUGUUUGUGGAUGAACUUCACUACAAGGGGUACUCGAUGAAGCUCGCCGACUGGCUGCACCUUGCAAACCCAGACGACCCGAGCAGGCCCAUUAUUGGACAGAUUUUCCGGUGUUGGGUGUCCGAAGAACCAUCGAGAAGGGGUCAGCAGGGCGUUACAGUCUCGUGGUACUACCGCCCAGAACAGACAUUCCAUCCACCUAGUCGAACUUUCUGGGAAAGAGAGGUGUUCAAAACGAGUCAUUUCGCCGAUCACCCCGUGGAAGAUAUAAUCGAGAAAAUCGCCUGCCAGUUUACAGCUCGCCACGUUCGUGGGCGCCCUCGCCCUCCUUACUGGUUUGUCGGCUGGCCGCUCUACGUCUGCGACUCGCGAUACAAUGACCGGGAACGCAUCUUCGUCAAGAUCAAAAACUGGAACUCGUGUGUCCCAGAAGAAGUUAGGAAGAGUGUCGAGUUCAUGCCCAUCUACCCCUUCGAACGCAUGGUCUACCCAGCUAGCCUUCCUAGCCCGUUCCUGUCCAAGUCGGGAGGGAAGAUUACCUCGAGCAAGUUCCCUGGAGGCUUGCUUCCUGAAACUGCAGAUGCGGAUGGCAAUCAGAAGCCUAUCCAUCCCAGGCGAGAAGUGGCUACAGCGUCUUACGCCUUGCCACAGCAACAACCACCUCGCGACCACUAUCCGCAUGUCCAUCACCAGACCGUGGCGCCGUCCGUCCCGGCCGCCCCCGCACCGGUGUCGUAUUACUCGAACGCGGUGUACAACUUGCCACAGCAUCAACCUCCACCACCGCAGCCCAUCGUACCACAACCUCAGAUGCACUACCAGGCGCCUACUCCACGAAUGCAAGGUUCGGAUCGUUCGAUAAUUAGUGCUGCUGGAGGAUUGGCUGCGAUUGGAGGACAAGGCCAGGUCGAAAAACUUCCAGCGGAGACAGCCAAGCAUUUUGAUCGCGACCCAGAAUCGAAUCAAGUGCUGUGGUUCGCCUCGCCACCGGUUGACAUUGCGCGACCUAAACCUGCGAGACACAGUUUGGAGUAUCUGCACUUUUUGGCUAAGAAGAGGAAGCGGGCGAUGGAAGACAAGGGGGAGGGAGAGAGGAAGGAGGACGGGGAGAGUGAGCCGAAGAAGAGUGCCCGUGGUAUUCCGACUGUUACAGAGCUCUUGCAGCAGGCGGCGAAGGAGACGUUGACGAGUAUGGAGUCGUAGGCUCUUGUUUUUUAACCGGGUGUUGGGAUGACAUGAUGUCGUUAGCUGAAUACGGUUUUGCUGUAGAAGCAGGAGGAUGUAGUGUUUCGUUAAUUUGAUGGCACUCCCACCUUCCCUGGGUGGGUCAGGCCUGACAGCGGGCAAAUU
This is a messenger RNA of Coprinopsis cinerea okayama7#130, 2553 nucleotides long. RefSeq names its product bromeodomain-containing protein. The record is from RefSeq and is a predicted model, not a curated record. The transcript has 9 exons. Gene Ontology annotation, cellular component: RSC-type complex. Gene Ontology annotation, biological process: chromatin remodeling. Gene Ontology annotation, molecular function: protein binding; chromatin binding. Lineage: Eukaryota; Fungi; Basidiomycota; Agaricomycetes; Agaricales; Psathyrellaceae. The coding region runs from base 1 to 2406 and encodes 801 amino acids.